Molecule: messenger RNA, 1443 nt
Organism: Trichomonas vaginalis G3
Lineage: Eukaryota; Parabasalia; Trichomonadida; Trichomonadidae
Product: protein of unknown function (DUF1981) family
Exons: 1
Coding region: 1-1443 (480 amino acids)
Source: RefSeq, a predicted model, not a curated record
AUGAAUUCCCAAUUUAAUUAUCAAGAUGUUUUACACGAACUUUCUUCAAAAGGAUACAAUGAAAUAUUAUCUAAUUCAAUAGUUGAAACCUCAAUUAUGAUAAAUAUUGAUCAAAAACUUGAGAUAUUUGAUAAUUCUGAAAUUGACAAAGAAAAAACUGAAAUUGCAGAAAUGAAUAUCAGAAGAUCGAUUAUUAAUGAAUACUAUUAUCCACUGAUUACAAUAUUUGAUGGAAUUUAUGAUAUUUGUUAUGAUUUACUCAAAAAAUCAUUGAAUUUCUGUUCAGACUUUCCAAAAGAGAACCUAAUGUAUUGCCAAGGAUCAUUGAUGAUGUUGAAAGCAUUUCUUGGAUUAUCAAGCUAUGCAAAUCAAUUUGCAAAGUUUGAAGAUUUUUUUUCUUUUUCUGAAAUAUUGAUUCAAAAGUAUCUAAAGAAUGGAAUCAAAAAAGUUCCAAAUAGUAUAAUAAAGAAGUUGUCCAAGUGUUUCCCAACAAUAAGAACAUCAUGGAAUGAAUAUACUAAGUUCAUUCUCAGAAAUCAAAUUGAUUUUGAUCUUAAUUUUGAAAAUUUAGAUUCAUAUUCAAUUAAUUUGAUGAUUGAUGCAUUUGAUAAAGAGUUCUAUGAUGAAAACAAUAAACCAAGAAAGAUUAUUCUCAAGCAGAUCUUGAAUAUAAUGUUACAUGCAGCUAGAUCUCCAGAUUACAUCUGGAAACAAGUUUGGAAUGAAAUCAAACAAAAAGUUUUGAUUGGGAUAAUACAUUACAAAAUAUGUUUGAAAUUUGUUGAGUUAUCAAUCAUUAGUUCCCAUAAUUCAGGAUAUAACAGACAAGAUGAGUUGUUUGAAGCAUACUUAACUGCUUAUCCUGAUGCUAAUGAUAAACAAAAAACGAGAAUUGUUGAUUCUAUUUCAAAUGUAAUUAAUUCAUUGAAAGAUCAAAUUAGUUCUUCAUGGAUUUAUAUCUUGCAAAUUGUUGCAUUGGAUGAGAUGAAAGACAAUCAAAAUUGUUCAUCACAAGCACUUGAUAUUCUUGAGAAAUGUGUCAUUGAUUAUAGCAAACAAUCAAGGAAAUAUGCAUCAUAUAUAAUCACAACAAUUUCUCAAAUUUUGAACACAUCAAAUUGCAUUGAAACAAGAUUACGUGUUGUAUCAUUGAUUCCUUUAGUUGCUGAUAAUAUCAUCAACAAUGUUGAAGAAUUCGAAAUGUUGACUGAUGUUUUAAUGACAGUGUUUGCUGAACAAGAAGAAAUCAUUGUUGAACUUGGUGAAUCUUACACUUAUAAGAUCAUUUCAAGUAUCAUCGACAAAAGAGAUUAUGUUGAUGUGAUGAUGACUAAAAUAUGUCAAAGAAGUUUCUCAUCUGAACAAGGAGAACUCAUCAACAAACUGUUCAAAGAGAAUAAGAUCCCUCUCUACGUGAAUUUUAAUGGUUACAGCAUUGCUUGA